UCACUUAUACUGUGGGGGUCCAGAUCCGUCAGCGGAAGCUCGAAAGUUGGAAGAAUUUGCACGCCGUCGUGAGUAGGCUUUAAUUUAUCCCGUCAGUUUUUUAUUCUUCCGUUACCUACCUUAAUGGUGUUCUUUGUGUUGUAGAAAUGGACUCUGCGAAGCAAAGGAUAAGGGCCGCCGCAGCCCGUCAGAAGGAGGAGAGAAAGAAUAAGGAGGCGGCAGGGGAGGCCUCGUCAACUCCAAAGGUCGUCGCUAAGGCGACGAAGAGGAAGCCUGACGGUGAUGACAGCCGUCCCUUAAAGAAAGCUGCCGUCACUCCAAGGGACGAACCACUGAAGGAGAAGUCCCUUCCCAAGCCUAGUCAUGGUGCGGGCAAGGGGGUGAUGACUUCUGCCGGUCCCGUCAGCGAGGGCCCCUGCCGUCUCCUGACCCACAAGGAUUAUGCCGUCGGGGAGGUUGGGUCCCUGAUUAAACCGACGGAUAUUGAACCUUGUGACCAGGUGGGGACGGAGGAACUAGGGGCGUCAGCCCUUUUUGACCUUACCAGGGCCUUGGUUCGUGUCAAGGCCCUUCAAGAUCGUUGUGUGGCGAAGGAGGGGGUCGUCACUCGAGUCCGCAGUCACAAUAAAAGCCUGUUGAACCAGCAAGCUCAGUACAAGGAUGCCGUCCGUACCCUCAACAUGGAGCUGCAAGAAGUUAAGGAGAAGCUGACGGAGAGCAGUAGUCGGAGUGAUAAACUCCAGGAAGAGGUGACGGCUCUGGGCGAAAAGCUGCAGACGGCAGAGGCUGACGCGAUCAGAGAUUUCAAAGCGUCGCAGGCUUUCUUUGACUCGUGUGGCGAAUAUUAUGGCACCGGGUUUGAAGACUGCCUUCAGCAAGUCGCGUCGGCCUACCCGGAGUUGGAUUUAUCCGGGAUCACCAUGGGUGAUGGAGACGACAGCCUCCGUCAGCCUACUCCGAGGCGCGACGACAGCGUGGUCCUGGCCCAGCCUGCUGCUAAUCCUGCUGCUUCUGAUUCUCCUGCUGUGAUUGUGGAUGCUGACGGCAAGAAUGCUGAUGUUCCUGCCCCUUAG
This is a messenger RNA of Quercus lobata, 1073 nucleotides long. RefSeq lists its product as uncharacterized. The transcript has 2 exons. The record is from RefSeq and is a predicted model, not a curated record. Lineage: Eukaryota; Viridiplantae; Streptophyta; Magnoliopsida; Fagales; Fagaceae. Bases 147 to 1073 code for a protein of 308 amino acids.